CAAUCGCCGUCGCGCUUACUCGCCGAUGCGGUAGUACCAACAUGGCAGCUUUCUGAGUUUUGGAGGAGAAGAGCUGGUGUAAAUACAGAGAAAUUAAGCGUUUCUGAGACGAGGACAGGGUCAGGGAGCCUGAGCUCGAGACUUAUUGGAUUGUCGGCGGAAAAUGUCGAGCGACGGGAACAAGAAACAGUUCUGGAAAAGAAACACAGCCAAGGUUCCUGGCAGUAUUCAGCAUGUUUACGGCGCACAGCAUCCGCCUUUUGACCCGCUUCUUCAUGCCAAUCUAAUCAAAGCAGGAAACAAACCCCCUCCGUCCACGCCAGGCAAGCCAAAGAAAGCCACAACCUUCCAGGAGUUCGAGAGCAUCACCAGCGACGCCUGGGACGUCGGCGACGAUGACGACGAGCUGCUGGCCAUGGCUGCACAGAACCUCAACAUUGAGGUUGUCAUGGAGACGGCAAAUAAGGUGAUUGAGAAUCACAGCAAGCAGCAGGAGAGACGGAGGCAAGACGACACGACGGAGCCGGGUCAGGGAGAGGAAGACGCACAGGAGGAGGUGGCGGCGGAGGAGGUGGAGGAGGAAGAGGAAGAUGAGUAUCUCAGAGUGGAGGAAGUGGAGGCAAUCAGCCCAGAUGCAUCAUUUGCCUCUCAGGGCAGCCCUUACGCUGAUAGCCGUCUGGUGAAAUCCCACAGUGAAGCUCCAAUUGGGUCACCUAGAGAUGCGGCGGGCGAGCGAGCCGCCCUCCACAGACAGAGGUCUCUGCCCCAUCGGCCGCCCGUCAUCCCAUUAGUGGCUCGCAUGGCUGACCAGAACACAUCUGGCACCCCGGCCAUGACCGAGAGGGAAGCAUCGCGCCUGGACAAGUUCAAACAGUUGCUGGCGGGGCCCAACACAGAUCUGGAGGAGCUGCGGAAGCUCAGCUGGUCCGGAAUCCCGCGACAAGUUCGACCGAUAGCCUGGAAGCUUCUUUCUGGUUAUCUGCCUGCCAACGCAGAGAGGCGAGAAAGCGUUCUGCAGAGGAAGAGACAAGAAUAUUUUGGCUUCAUCCAGCAAUACUACGACUCGCGCAAUGAUGAGCACCAUCAAGACACAUACAGACAGAUUCACAUUGACAUACCGAGAACUAAUCCUCUUAUUCCUCUUUUCCAACAAGCUUCUGUCCAAGAGAUAUUUGAGCGGAUUUUGUUCAUCUGGGCCAUCCGGCAUCCGGCCAGCGGCUACGUGCAGGGCAUCAACGACCUGGUCACGCCGUUCUUCGUCGUCUUCGUCUUCGAGUACAUCGAGGAGGAAGUGGAAAACUUUGACGUGUCCAGUCUCCAGGAAGAGGCUCUGAGGAACAUUGAGGCUGACAGCUUCUGGUGCAUGAGCAAACUGCUCGACGGCAUCCAGGACAACUAUACAUUUGCCCAGCCAGGCAUUCAGAGGAAAGUCAAGGCCCUUGAGGAGCUGGUCAGCAGGAUUGAUGAGUCUGUGCACCGCCAUAUGCAGCAGUACGAGGUGGAGUACCUGCAGUUCGCCUUCCGCUGGAUGAACAACCUCCUGAUGAGGGAGCUGCCGCUGCGGUGCACGAUCAGACUGUGGGACACGUAUCAGGCGGAACCUGAAGGCUUCUCUCACUUCCACCUGUACGUGUGCGCUGCCUUCCUGGUGAGGUGGAGGAAAGAGAUUCUGGAGGAGCGGGACUUCCAGGGCCUGAUGAUCCUGCUGCAGAACCUGCCCACGAUGCACUGGGGCAACGAGGAAGUGAGCGUGCUGCUGGCCGAAGCCUACAGGUUGAAGUUCGCCUUCGCCGACGCGCCCAACCACUACAAGAGAUGAUGAGAGCGUCUCUACCUCCUCGUCCUCGUCCUCGUCCUCUUCCUCGUCGCCCGCUGGACUCACAGGCUCCUCCCAUUCUCCUAACCAUUUUAUUUUAUUUUAUUUUGUAUUCUUUUGCCCAUAUUUCCAGUGGGCCUUUCCGCUACUAAGAGAUUCGAAUCAAACAGUGACUUGAGGAUGCGUGGUGUAGCAUUUUGACGUGAUGAUGAUCCGGAGCCGUUUCUUUUUAAAUGAUCUCUAUGACCGGCACUGAAACGUGCGUUCAUUCUCAGCCUGAUGCAGAAACAGAUCAUUAAUACUGAUGAUUGCAAGUUUUUUUUUUUUCCUUUUUGUCUUUUUCUUU
This is a messenger RNA of Gambusia affinis (western mosquitofish), 2162 nucleotides long. It is a transcript of the gene tbc1d22a, whose product is annotated as TBC1 domain family, member 22a. Bases 164 to 1819 code for a protein of 551 amino acids. The record is from RefSeq and is a predicted model, not a curated record. Gene Ontology annotation, biological process: activation of GTPase activity. The transcript has 14 exons. NCBI's taxonomy places the organism in Eukaryota, Metazoa, Chordata, Actinopteri, Cyprinodontiformes, Poeciliidae. Gene Ontology annotation, molecular function: GTPase activator activity.